AUGAGUCUGGAUUACGAAUUGUACAAAGAGGGUGGAAUACUCAAUGAUCGCUACCAGAAGAUUGAAGAUAUCAGCGAAGGCUCCUAUGGUUACGUUUCAUUGGCCAAGGAUAUCCAGAAGAAGAAGCUAGUCGCGGUAAAGUAUAUUUACAAGCUGGAGAAAGAGGAGACUGAGGACGGUGUCCAACAGGAUGAACAGGAUGAGGAAGCUAGUGGUGUUAGUAGUUCAACCAGUAGUUGUGAGAAGAGAAAUAAGAUGGCUAAGCACCGUAAGUUGGCUAUUUCCUCGGAGGUUAAAUCUCGAUUGUCGGAAAAUAUCUGUUACGAAUCCGCCUAUGAGAUAGAAAUUCAGACCAAAAUCGGUAAUGAUCACAAAAAUAUUGUGAAAUUGUUGGAUUUCUUUGAUUCCUACAUCAUCUUGGAGUACUGUUCAGGUGGGGAUCUAUAUGAGGCCAUUAAGAACGACCUCAUUCCUAGGAAGACGAAACAGAUCACUCAUAUUCUUACGCAAACCAUUGAUGCUCUCCAAUACGUGCAUUCUAAGGGUAUUUACCAUCGUGAUAUUAAACCCGAAAACAUCUUGAUCUCCAACCUGUUCGAUUGGACUAUCAAGCUUAGCGAUUGGGGGUUAGCUACUUGCAAUCUAAAGUCGCUUGAUCGGAAUGUUGGAAGUGAAAGGUAUAUGGCGCCAGAACUUUUCGAAAGCAAUUUGGACAUCGAAGAGAGGAAGGAGCCUUAUCAAUGUGAUAAAGUUGAUGUUUGGUCAAUCGGUAUUGUUUUCCUCAACAUUGUCUUUUCUAAAAACCCUUUCAGUGUUGCAAACCAGUCAGAUAAAUCAUUCUGUUAUUUUGCGGCCAACAGAGAGGCUCUCUUUGAUGUGUUCUCCACAAUGAGUCUCGAUUUCUUCCAAGUUUUGAGACAUAGUCUAACAAUUGACCCCACCAAUAGGGAUUUGGAGAAAAUGAGAUUGGAAUUGAAUAACCUUUCAGAAUACACUUUGGACGAUGAGUACUACAACAGUUUGCAGGACGAUGAAGUUGCCAUCUCUGAUGAAGAAACACAUCCAGCCCCAGCAUAUAUACCACCUUCAUCCGCUCCAGUUCCAGUGUCAUUACCCACACCCAUAUCUUCUUCUAUUGGUAAGACUACGAAGAGGUUACAACCUUCGGGUAGUAACACUCCAAAGAGUUCUGUAGAGGAAUCGAAAGUAACUCCGCCUGCUGGGUCUUCUCCUCCCAACGCCACUCAAUCGACAACCAGCAAACCAGAGGGAAGACAAAGAGCUAGGUCGGUUCCUAAAUUUAAGUUCAGGAAGCGGAGUCAUCCACCACCAAAGAAUAACUCACCCAAUAAUAAUCAAAACAAUGGCCAUCAUUACAAUGGCGGUAAACCAAUCAAAAAUAAUUACAAUUUCAGUUACAAUCAUCAUAACAACAAUAACGGUUACACAAAUAACAAUAAUAACCAAAAAUAUUUUCAAUUCUAUGGCGAUAAGCCAAAGAUCAUUAAGCAUUCAAGGAAGCCUCUCGGCAUCCCAACCCCAAAUACCCACAUUAACACCUAUUUUCAUGACUAUCAAAAGAGUAGGCAAGACAAUGGUUACUCAAGCCACAAUAGUUUCAAUACUAGAGAUUUUUUCACCCCACCAAGUGUUAAUAACAGGUAUAUGGAGGGCAUUUUCAACCAUAAUCAUACAAGCAAGCCAAAUAUCAAGCAUUUAAAUUUCCCCACGAAUGAUUCAAAAGGCAAGAAUAACAGGAGACCUAACGCGGGGAAUCGUCUUUCCGUUCCACGGACAAAGCAAACUUCACAAGGGCUGGUGUUAAGUCAUCACUCGCCUGGUAAGUACAUUCCUCCAAAUGCAAGGAACUAUUUUACAAGUCAUCACCCCAAUGUUCCUGACAUUUCUACCGUAUUAAGAACCCCAACCUACCAUGAAGAGCAUUCCAACAACGAUCUCGCCAACAAGAAUGACAGCAACGGUGGCGGAGUUGAUUUAGAUGAUGUUCUGUUUACUCUCGAAGAGAAUGAGCAUGAUCUCCCUCUUAGCGAUAUCAAUAAGCUAUCUCUUUAUGAGCCACCGAUCAGCUCCCAUGACACGAAUUUACAUGAGAGAACCGGAAGCGACUACCCUGACCUAUUGAAGUCACCGGAACCAGUCAAGACGAACAUUACUGUUACUGAGAACCCUUAUGCUAGCCAGUUAUUAGAUGGUGGUGCCAGCGGGAAGAAUCAUAUUUCCACAGCUCAACAUCGCAAAAGUGUAGCUUCAGAGCACAAAUAUAAGCCAGGAGUUUACGUUCCGCCUCAUCAUCGUAAGAGCUCAACAUCUCCCACUUCGGCGAACGAGGCUACCUUAUCGGUUAUGAAUAAUUCAUUCAAUUACUCCACUUCUUUUGGCUCUAAGUACGCUUCGGCCAAUUCAGGCCAAUCCAUGAAUUACCAGGCACCGUUUUUAUCCUCUUUGAAAAAUCACUCGACUACGACGACAGCUCUACAGGAUAAAGACGUUUUUGCCUACACUGAUAAUGAUGCUAUAUUGUUCUCAGAAGAUGAAAACGACAUAGAUGAUCCUCAAGACGGCAAGACCAUGUUUGGACCUUAUGAGAUUCAUGAUUACGAUGGAGCUUCAUAUGGUAAGCUUCGCGCAGGGCGGAAAUCUAGCACCAUACAUGAUGAGGCCGUUGGUUCAUUGGAGCAAUACAAAAAUAACUGGCUGAUGUUGCAACAACAACAGGAUUAA
Molecule: messenger RNA, 2742 nt
Organism: Torulaspora delbrueckii
Lineage: Eukaryota; Fungi; Ascomycota; Saccharomycetes; Saccharomycetales; Saccharomycetaceae
Gene: KSP1
Product: putative serine/threonine protein kinase KSP1
Exons: 1
Coding region: 1-2742 (913 amino acids)
Biological process (GO): mitotic DNA damage checkpoint signaling; protein phosphorylation
Cellular component (GO): nucleus
Molecular function (GO): ATP binding; protein serine/threonine kinase activity
Source: RefSeq, a predicted model, not a curated record